Candidozyma haemuli is the source of this 483-nucleotide messenger RNA. RefSeq lists its product as uncharacterized. The transcript has a single exon. NCBI's taxonomy places the organism in Eukaryota, Fungi, Ascomycota, Pichiomycetes, Serinales, Metschnikowiaceae. The record is from RefSeq and is a predicted model, not a curated record. Bases 1 to 483 code for a protein of 160 amino acids.
AUGCCUAUCACCAUUGCCACAAUAUUGUUCUUCGCCUUAUCCGUGUUUGCAGCCAAUCUUCCGAGGGAUUUCGAACUCCGUGUGGAGGUUCCAGAUAGCGACAACAUUUUCUUCGUAAGGAACUACACCAACGCACCUAUUCUCGUUUCCGACCUGUAUUAUGGUGACAACGGUGCACCCGUUCUGGGACCCCAGUUCUUCUAUUUUGAUGAGUAUGAGACUUUGAGAAGCUCUCGCAAUGACGAAUACGUUUCAGUUCAGACAUGGGAUGCGUAUGAUGAACGUAAAUUGACCUUACUUUUCAAUGAUACUGUCGCUUAUCAUGGUUUCCAUAAGAAGGAUGGGUAUUUGGCGCAUCAUGGAAACACGACAUUUUAUUCAUGCAAUUCUUAUCCAUAUGACAAGUAUGUGGAGUACUUGAGUCUCGAUGGCUCUUGUUUCCUUGCACAUCCAGUGCAAUUGCGGUUGACAUACCCAUUAUAA